AUGGCAGUACUACCAGCUAGGACAUUUUGUUGCAGCACCACCCACCACAACAGCUGAGGGGACGCUGGAGGAUAUAUAUCCAUUACAAAAAAUGUUGCAUUCAAACAUAAUACGAAAACAUGUUACCUCCAGGACUUACAAGAUCCUUACUGAUCUGGAGGUUUCUGAUCCUCUCCCAUACUUAGAGAAGUGGGGAAAAAGGAGCUGAGAACAGAAUUGAACGAGCAACAAAAAAAUAAGAUUUAAAUUAAACACAGGUGGUGAUGAACAUGAACACAGUUCAAAUUAAUUAUAAGGCUUAGCAAAAUGGUAUAUCACACUGAGUGUGGCACAUAAACAACGAUUAGAUUUCUCACCAUUAUGUUGGAGAGGGUGUGGGAAUAAAGGAACAAUGGCUCACAUAUGGUGGGAUUGUCUUAAAAUUCAGAAGUUCCGGCAGGAAAUAAUUCAAUAUAUAGGGGAGAUAUCGGGGACAAUGGUACAGAGGGACCUGUGGGCGUGUAUAUUUAAUAACACCGAGACUUCAGUGAAACAAUACAAAAAUAGUGUAUUAUAUCAUUUAAUUAGUGCAGCCAAAAGUCUUAUCCCUAAAUAUUGGUUAGACCAAGAGUCCCCGAACAUAAAGGAGUGGAUAAAGAGAGUCGAAUACAUAUGUAAGAUGGAGGAGUUAUAUCAUGUGGAUAAGGACAAAAUGGAAAAAAAUGAGAGAAGUGUGGAGUUGAUGGUAUCAUUUUAAAUUAUCUGAAAGAUAUUGGGAAGUGGUAGGAGCUUAA
Messenger RNA from Staurois parvus, 773 nucleotides. The record is from the annotation of a GenBank genome assembly. Lineage: Eukaryota; Metazoa; Chordata; Amphibia; Anura; Ranidae.